Lucilia cuprina (Australian sheep blowfly) is the source of this 302-nucleotide messenger RNA. RefSeq lists its product as uncharacterized. The transcript is spliced from 5 exons. Bases 99 to 302 code for a protein of 67 amino acids. NCBI's taxonomy places the organism in Eukaryota, Metazoa, Arthropoda, Insecta, Diptera, Calliphoridae. The record is from RefSeq and is a predicted model, not a curated record.
ACUAAAGUUUACAACCCUGGGUAAUAAAUUGACAGUUCACAGCUGCUGAAGAAAAGGAAGGCACCUACUUAAAACACUUCAUUUGAAAAAGCAACAAUAUGGCUAUGUUAGCUAAAACAUUUGGACGCACAUUGAUGCAAGGCCUACAAACUUCGGCUGCUCGUUCUAUUCAUACUACAGCUGCUGUCAAUUCGGACCCCGGUGUACAUGGUGGUAACCGUACUACUUGCACUCUUAUUCCUGGUGAUGGUGUUGGUCCCGAAUUGGUUUAUGCCUUGCAAGAGUUAAACACGUCUAUUUAA